This is a messenger RNA of Suillus paluster, 5136 nucleotides long. Its product is annotated as RecF/RecN/SMC N terminal domain-containing protein. Gene Ontology annotation, cellular component: chromosome. The record is from RefSeq and is a predicted model, not a curated record. Gene Ontology annotation, biological process: mitotic chromosome condensation. The coding region runs from base 1 to 4929 and encodes 1642 amino acids. Gene Ontology annotation, molecular function: ATP binding; protein binding. The transcript has 19 exons. Lineage: Eukaryota; Fungi; Basidiomycota; Agaricomycetes; Boletales; Suillaceae.
AUGCCUCCCCGCAGGUCAUCUCGCUCUGCGCGACCGUCUGCUGAACCGGAGGCAUCAAACUCUGCGAAACGCAAACGAACCGAUGCAGAUGAGGUAGAGGAGAAAGAGAACGCUACUAGGACACGCAGAACAUCAACAAGAGGUAGCGUGGGCCCUGCUUCGAAAACGUCCGCAGCACCAUCUUCGAAAACGUCAGCAAGAACAUCUACACGUACGUCAUCAAGACCCAGUCGCUCACUGGAAGAGGUGGCGGAGACAGAGGAAGACGAGGAGAAGCCUGCGAAGAAGAAGUCGAGAAAGUCUGUUGAGGGUGAUGACGACGACGAAGAUGAAAUCGUGGAGUUGCCGAAACCGAGGAAAGGCCGGGUCAAGAAGGUCGUGCAGGAGGAGGACGACGACGACGACGAGGUACGGGAAGUGAAACCCACUCGGCGGUCAUCCGCGAAGCCCCGGCCAACUCGAUCGCGCAAGACCGUCGCAGUAGAAGAUUCAGAUGAAGAAGAAAUGAAAGAACCUAUUGCCAUCUCGGACGAGGACGAAGAGGAGAUUCAAGAAGUCAAGCCCGCCAAAGCCAAGCGCGGUAGAACAUCUCGCAAAGUGCCUGAAGACGACGACGACGUUCAAGAAAUCAAACCUGCGCAGAAGGCUAAGGGAAGGAAACCUCGCAAGGCAACAAAUAACGUCGAAGACGAUGACGAAGAGCAAGACACCAAACCCGCAAAGCCCAAACCGGCUCCUCGAUCCCGCAAACCUGUUAAACUUGAGUCGGACAACGACGAACACAACCCUAUCACUAUCUCCAGUGACGAUUCUGACGCUACACCCGCUCCCAGAAGCCCUAAAGUGUCUUCUGGAAAGCAGAAGGCAGUUCUUCCCUCUGGUGCCGAAGUUACGCCUAGGCCACGCAAAUCCAUCCCUGCCACACCCCCCAAGCAUCCCUCACCCAUUGCUGAAGAAGAGGCAGAUGACCUCGAUGGGUUUCAAGAGGAGUUUAUGCAGACACCUCGGCGUAUACCGCGUCAGUCACAUCAGUCGCAGAUGACGCCUAAACGCCCUGCCCCACCGGAGGAGGAGGAAGAGGAAGAAAAGUCUCUCCUCGAGCCCCGCGUGAAACCCUUGUCGGUGAUGCGGCCUCCGCCCACUGAAGACCCCUCCUCAGGUCCUAAGCCGCGUCUUGUGAUACACAAGAUGGUGCUCGUUAACUUCAAGAGUUACGCAGGGAGACAGGAGAUCGGGCCAUUCCACAAGUCUUUUUCGUCAAUCGUGGGCCCAAAUGGUUCCGGUAAAUCUAACACGAUCGACGCGCUCCUCUUUGUAUUUGGUUACCGUGCAUCAAAAAUGCGUCAGGGAAAGCUCUCUGAGCUCAUCCACAACUCUGCACGGUACCCCGACUUGGAUGAGUGCAGCGUGGAAGUUCAUUUCCGCGAGAUCAUAGACCUCCCCGGACCUGAUGCAUAUAAUGUCGUCCCGAACUCUGCACUCAUCGUCGCUCGCACAGCGACCAAAUCCAACACUUCUCGGUACACGCUCAAUUCACGGUCUUCCACCUACACCGAGGUCCAAACACUCCUCCAAGGGCGCGGAAUUGACCUCACGCACAAGCGUUUCCUCAUCCUGCAGGGUGAAGUCGAGUCGAUCGCACAGAUGAAGCCCAAGGGCACUUCGGAGCACGACGACGGGCUGCUCGAAUACCUCGAAGACAUUAUCGGCACUGCUGCGCUCAAAACGCCGAUCGAGGCUGCGCUUGCUGAUGUAGAGCGGCUGGGAGAAGAGAGAGCCGAGAAGGUGGCCAGGUUGAGGAUCGUGGAGAAGGAGAAGGCGAAGUUAGACGAGGAGAGAAAGGAGGCACUAGCGUGGCUGAAGCUUGCGAACGAGCAUGUGCGGGCUCUCAGCCGACUGUGGCAGUAUUAUCUGUGGAAGUGUUUGGAGAACGACGAGCAAUUUGCAACGCAGAUUGAACAUUUGGAGAAGGAGCUUACGGAUGAGAGGGAAAGGAACAAGGAUGAUAUCACGCAUCUAGAGAUGCUCGAGAAGCACUACAAGGAGCGCGAGAAGGCUUACGAGGAAGUAAAAGCAGCAGCCGAGGAAGCAACGAAGGACAAUGCCGCGCGCGAAAAGCAGUCUGUGAGUCUUGAGGAGCGCCGGAAGCAUGCGAGCAUGAAGGCCAAAAAGCUGAAGAAGGCAUUGGCGGACGAUGAACAAUCGAAGAAACAAGCCGAGAACGCGCUUCAGGACUCCGACGCUAAGAUCAAGACGAAGAAGCGUGAGAUUGCAGAGCACGAGGCGAACCUCGAGAAGGAAGAGAAGGUGCUCGAAGGGAUUCGGGAUAGCUUGAAGGACAAAACGCAAGUCUUCCACGACCAGAUCGAGGCGAAACAGAAAGAGCUACAGCCAUGGACUGCCAAGAUCAAUGUCAAGCAGGCUGCGAUCGACGUAGCAACAUCUGAACGGGACGCGCUCGCGCAGAAAGCCACGGGGCUCAAAGACGCCGUUGCACAAGCGGAGGGACAGCUGGCUGACCUGCAGGUAGAGCAGGAGGGCAAGCUGAACGAGUUGGGUCACUUGAGGACGAAAAAGGCAGAAAUGCAGAAGAAGAUGGAGACCUGCAAGGAAAAGUUCCACGGUGCUCAGGCUGGCGUCCAGGAGCUUCGGGCCAAGGCUGGCUCUCUGCGGCAAAGGGUAGACGAGGCUAAAGCAUCUCAAGCAGCUAGCACAUCGCAAAACAGAGUCUUGGACAGCCUGACGAAACUCAAGCAGACUGGUCGUAUCGAUGGGUUCCAUGGCCGUCUUGGCAGCCUAGGCACGAUCCCAGACAAGUACGAUGUUGCGGUCUCCACCGCUUGCGGCGCCCUCAACAACAUGGUCGUUGACACUGUCGCCCAGGGUCAAGCUUGCAUCGAAUUCCUGCGCAAGCAAAACAUUGGGCGCGCGUCGUUCAUGGUACUGGAGAAGCUCCCCACCGAUAAACUCAACGAGCGCGUAGUGACACCCGAGGGUGUCCCGCGGCUAUUCGAUCUCAUCAAGCCGAAGGAUCCCCGCUUCGCGUCUGCCUUCUACAAAGGUGUUGGGAACACCCUUGUUGCUGAAAAUUUGGACCAAGCGAACAGGAUUGCAUUUGGAGGCUCGAGGCGCUGGCGCGUUGUCACGCUUGCAGGACAGCUGAUUGAUUCAUCAGGAACGAUGUCGGGUGGUGGUAAUCACGUCUCGCGGGGUGGCAUGAGCUCGAAGCUCCAGGCGGAGGCAGUGAGCCCGCAAGUUCUGAGGAACUAUGAGCAGGAGAGCGAGCGAGUGGCACAUAAUCUCGAGGCGGCACAGCAGGAGUUUCGUGAAAUUGAGGCAGAAGUCGAAAGGCUCACUCAAGCAGGCCCAGAAAUAGAACUCGCCAUCGAAAAGCUCGCUAUGGACGUCAACAAUGGGAAGAAGCGGCUGACUGAUGCUGAGAGGCGUGUGCAGGAUCUCAAAGCACAGAGCAAGCCCAACGCUAGGGAUCUCGCUCGAAUCAACACUCUAGAUGCCGAUAUCGCAUCGGCAACAGAAGAGCUUGAAGAUCUGCAGACCAAAACUGGCACUAUCGAGGCCGCAAUCAAAGGUCUCGAAAAGAAGAUUCUCGAAAUCGGUGGCUCCAGACUGUUAAAGCAGAGGUCCACCGUUGACGGUAUUCGCUUGCUGCACCAGCUAGCUAACGAGGAGGUCACCAAGGCUGAGGUUAUGAAGGCUACUGCGGAGAAGAACAUUGUCAAGUAUACAUCUGGUGUUGAGACUAACCGUGCAGCGCUGGAGGAAAUUGAGAAAGAGCUUGAGGAGCUGAAGGAUCAGCUGGCGGAGGUCGCACAGUACUUGGAAGAUCUCAAGGAGAAGGUGGAGGCCGCGCAGGCUGCUCAGGAGAGCUCGAAAGAUGAUCUCGAUCAGCUCAAGCAGCAACUCCAGGAAAAACGCGAGGAGAUUGAUGAGUUCAGAAAAAAAGAACUUGAGAUUACCCAGAAGCUUGCCGACAAGAAGAAAGAGUCUGCUGAAAAUGAGCGUGUACUUGAUCACUGGCGGACGGAACACGACCAGCUUAAGCUUCAUGAAAUUGAUGAUGAUGACGACGAUGAAGAGGAAGGAGCUAACCAGGUUGCUGAAGCUUCAGGUAGCGGUGAAGGGGCGGUGAAACAGGAACAUACAGAUUCUGCUCCGAAGAAGGCUCGUCAACAAACGUCAUCGAGCGAGCUAUACAUAUACAGCGCCGAAGAACUUGCACGCUUCAAGAAGAGAGAGAUGGUUGCAGAUUCUGAGUAUCUUGAUGAGAAACUUAAGAACGCUAAUCCAAACCUCAACGUUCUUAAGGAGUACAAGAAGCGAGAGGAGGAAUUCAUGAAACGUGCCAAAGACCUAGAGGAGACAACUACAGCACGCGACGCGCAGAAGCAGCUCUACGACGGUCUCCGGAAACAACGGUUGGACGAAUUCAUGGCAGGUUUCAGCACGAUCUCAUUGAAGCUCAAGGAAAUGUAUCAGAUGAUCACUCUUGGGGGCAAUGCAGAGCUUGAGCUUGUCGACAGUAUGGAUCCCUUUUCAGAGGGCAUCAUUUUCAGCGUCAUGCCUCCGAAGAAGAGUUGGAAGAAUAUUUCGAAUCUGUCCGGGGGCGAGAAGACCCUUAGUUCACUUGCCCUCGUUUUCGCUCUGCAUGUGUUCAAGCCCACGCCACUUUAUUUCAUGGAUGAAAUAGACGCCGCCCUAGACUUCCGGAAUGUCUCGAUUGUGGCAAAUUAUAUCAAGGAUCGCACUAAGAAUGCGCAGUUCAUUAUCAUUUCUCUGAGGAAUGACAUGUUUGAGCUCAGCCACCGUCUCAUUGGCAUUUACAAGACUGCAAACGCAACACAGAGUAUAUCCAUCGAUAACCACGUUCUCGCUCCUCGAACCAUCAAGGCUGUGCCAGCAGCAGCUUGAAAGACUUGCAUUGUAAUGGUUGAGUUCGUGCUUUCUACAUGCUAUGUGAAUUAUAUGCAUUGUGUAUCAAAUGAUGACAUCGUAUCUCUCGCUCUACUCAUCCCUUCGAAUCGCGCCACUGAGGAUGAACAUCUGAAAGCCAUUCUCCCAGAGCCUUUCCGCCCCAGCUAAGACUCAUUGAAGCCUCACCUAGGGCACUGGAAGUAG